CAAUCUUUGUAAUAUUUAGCUACGUACUAGAGGAUGCGCGCGGUUAUACGGCAGAUGCAGACUUUAACAACGUUGCUUAAAGUCAACUGAACUAUAAAUGUUCAUAAAACCACAAACUCCAAAAUUAUAGGAGUUGAAGCAAAACCACCCCUCGUGUAUCAUUGCAUCGAGUAAAAACAAAUAGUGUCAAUGUAUUAGCCGCCGCCGUUGCGUCUCUAUGAAAUCAAAAUUAACCGUUUUUAAUGUGCAUUGCGCGUGAAGAAAAAAGCUGUAGAAAAAUUGUGAGAAAAUUUAAACCCCAACGCACUUACUCAUACAAAUGUGUACCUAUAUAUAUAUAUUUUGUAAUAACCAAGAAGCACAAAAACAACGAUCACACAUACAGCAGUAAUAAAAGCUACGACAACAACAAAAGCAUUUGCAAUAACACCAACAGUAACAGCAGUAGGCGCUCGUACCUAUUUUUGGCUUCUUGGAUUUUUCUUUCUUUUGGCAUUCGACGUUGGGCUUUGGGCUUUAAGCAUUGCUUAUUUGUCCGCGUUUGGUUUCUUUGGUGUAUGUGUGUUACAAAAAGUUGUUUAUUGAUUGCUGAAAGUAUUGGACAACGUAAACGCCGUCUAUUGCCAUAGCCAGACACGCCAGGAACAACAUCAGACAUUGAAAUCAACAUAUACCAUUGAUCAGCGCACCAAGACCAUGUUCAGUCCGGAGUAUGAGAAACGCAUUUUGAAGCACUGCAGUCCCGUUGCCAGAAGUCUAUUUGAUAACUUAGAGCAGUCCACAACGCCAACGUCGCUGGAUCGCUUCAUACCAUGCAGAGCACACAACAAUUGGCAGACGAACUUCGCGUCCAUUAAUAAGUCAAAUGAUAACUCCGCACAGACGAGCAAGAAGCAGCGCGACUGCGGUGAGACGGCACGCGAUAGCCUGGCCUAUUCGUGUCUGUUGAAAAACGAGCUCCUCGGCUCGGCUAUAGAUGAUGUAAAGACGGCAGGGGAGGAGCGCAAUGAGAAUGCUUACACACCGGCGGCCAAGCGCAGCCUGUUCAAAUAUCAAUCACCCACUAAGCAGGACUACAAUGGGGAGUGCCCUUACUCACUUUCCCCUGUCAGUGCCAAGAGCCAGAAGCUCCUACGUUCGCCGCGUAAGGCCACACGCAAGAUCUCACGCAUACCUUUUAAAGUGCUUGAUGCGCCCGAGCUGCAGGACGACUUUUAUCUGAACUUGGUCGACUGGUCGUCACAGAAUGUGCUGGCCGUGGGUCUCGGCAGCUGUGUCUACUUGUGGAGCGCGUGUACUAGUCAGGUGACACGACUGUGCGAUCUCAGUACGGAUGCCAACACCGUGACGUCGGUAUCGUGGAACGAGCGGGGCAACACAGUCGCAGUGGGCACACAUCACGGCUACGUGACCGUAUGGGACGUGGCAGCCAACAAACAAAUCAACAAAUUAAAUGGACACUCGGCGCGGGUGGGUGCACUUGCUUGGAACAGCGAUAUUUUGUCGAGCGGGUCGCGGGAUCGUUGGAUUAUUCAGCGUGACACUCGCACACCUCAGCUGCAGUCGGAGCGACGACUUGCCGGGCACCGACAGGAGGUGUGUGGACUCAAGUGGUCGCCGGACAAUCAGUACCUGGCAAGCGGCGGCAACGAUAACCGCCUGUACGUGUGGAACCAGCACUCGGUUAAUCCGGUGCAAUCGUACACGGAGCACAUGGCCGCUGUGAAAGCGAUCGCCUGGUCUCCGCAUCACCAUGGCCUGCUAGCCAGCGGCGGCGGCACUGCAGAUCGAUGUAUUCGCUUCUGGAACACGCUUACCGGGCAGCCCAUGCAGAGUGUUGACACGGGAUCGCAGGUGUGUAACCUUGCCUGGUCCAAGCACUCGUCGGAGCUGGUCUCCACACAUGGGUACUCGCAGAACCAGAUUCUCGUUUGGAAGUAUCCAUCGUUGACGCAGGUAGCCAAGCUUACAGGACACUCCUAUCGCGUGCUCUACCUCGCUCUUAGUCCAGAUGGCGAGGCGAUUGUCACUGGCGCUGGCGAUGAGACACUGCGUUUCUGGAACGUUUUCAGCAAGGCGCGCAGCCAGAAGGAGAACAAGUCCGUGCUGAACUUGUUCGCCAACAUCAGAUAGACGCGAUGGCGGCGCACUAGACUGAAUAUUAAGAGGCGUGGCGUAAGAGUCAACCGAUUAACUAAGCAAACAACAACAAAGAGAAACCACUUUUUAGCGUUAUGUGGGGCUUAUUACACACACUCAUAUAUAUAUACAUAUAUAUUUAUAUCUAUAUAUAUACAUACAGAAUUACUAGAUUUUUGAUAAAAUUAUUGUAAAUCGUGUGGGUUAUCUCUGAAGGAAAAAUUAUAGUUAAAGUUACGCAGUUAUAACUUGUGUUCGCUCUCUGCGUAAAAACGAAACCAAAUAGCUCCAGGCUAAUCAGUCCAAGCCGUGGGCUAGUCCCAGCACAUCCCUUUUAUCCACUUAUUGAGAUAAAUGUAUGUAUGAAUCAUAUGUAAAGCAACAGCGAUUUCAGUAGUUUUGACCCAUUAAGUUAGAUAUCUAUAUAGUUUGCUUACAAUUACUAUUAUUCAAAAGUCAUUAAUUAACGAUUAUACACUCAUGUCCUCUAAAAAUUAAAUACAUUUUAAGAAUAUA
This is a messenger RNA of Scaptodrosophila lebanonensis, 2655 nucleotides long. RefSeq names its product fizzy-related protein homolog (gene fzr). Gene Ontology annotation, cellular component: anaphase-promoting complex. The transcript is spliced from 6 exons. The coding region runs from base 697 to 2133 and encodes 478 amino acids. Gene Ontology annotation, biological process: positive regulation of ubiquitin protein ligase activity; anaphase-promoting complex-dependent catabolic process; positive regulation of anaphase-promoting complex-dependent catabolic process. Lineage: Eukaryota; Metazoa; Arthropoda; Insecta; Diptera; Drosophilidae. Gene Ontology annotation, molecular function: protein binding; ubiquitin ligase activator activity; anaphase-promoting complex binding. The record is from RefSeq and is a predicted model, not a curated record.